Molecule: messenger RNA, 1934 nt
Organism: Sceloporus undulatus (fence lizard)
Lineage: Eukaryota; Metazoa; Chordata; Lepidosauria; Squamata; Phrynosomatidae
Gene: SHMT2
Product: serine hydroxymethyltransferase 2
Exons: 12
Coding region: 124-1632 (502 amino acids)
Biological process (GO): purine nucleobase biosynthetic process; folic acid metabolic process; tetrahydrofolate interconversion
Cellular component (GO): nucleus; mitochondrial matrix; BRISC complex
Molecular function (GO): mRNA 5'-UTR binding; cobalt ion binding; pyridoxal phosphate binding
Source: RefSeq, a predicted model, not a curated record
CUGCUUCUUCCCUGCCUCUGUGGCUCCCUCCUCCUUGCCUUGCCAUCUGGGCUGCUGCUGCUGCUGGGGACUCCCUGCCUUUACGCACGAGCCAGAAAGAGCUGCUGUGCCCCUUUGGCUGCAAUGGUGCUUCUCCCCUUUAGACACCUGGCCAAGCCCCUGAGGAUAUGCUGCCAGGCUACAGGGAGCCUGCGGGCCCAACACAGCAAAGCAGCUGCAGUGCCUGCCAAAGAGAUGCCAGGCUGGACUGGGCAGGAGAGCUUGUCAGAGAGUGACCCAGAGAUGUGGGAGCUGGUGCAGCAAGAGAAGGAUCGGCAGUGCCGGGGACUGGAGCUCAUCGCCUCGGAGAAUUUUUGCAGUCGAGCUGCCCUGGAAGCCCUGGGCUCCUGCCUCAACAACAAAUACUCAGAGGGCUACCCUGGCAAGAGAUAUUACGGUGGCUCGGAGGUGGUGGACCGCAUUGAACUGCUGUGUGAACGCCGUGCUCUUGAGGCCUUUGACCUGGACCCUGAACGCUGGGGGGUGAACGUCCAGCCCUACUCGGGCUCCCCUGCCAACUUUGCUGCCUACACGGCAUUGCUGCAGCCUCACGAACGACUCAUGGGUCUAGACCUCCCUGAUGGGGGCCACCUGACACAUGGGUACAUGUCUGAUGUCAAACGCAUCUCAGCCACUUCUAUCUUCUUUGAAUCCAUGCCCUAUAAACUAAAUCCAACAACAGGACUAAUAGAUUAUGAUCAGCUAGAAAUCACUGCCCGACUCUUCCGCCCACGUCUCAUAAUUGCUGGCACCAGUGCCUAUGCCCGCCUCAUUGACUAUGCCCGCAUCAAAAAGGUGUGUGAAGAAGUGAAGGCGUACAUGUUGGCUGACAUGGCCCACAUCAGUGGCCUGGUGGCAGCGAAAGUCAUUCCAUCUCCCUUUGACUAUGCUGAUCUGGUCACCAGCACGACUCACAAGACGUUACGUGGAGCAAGGUCUGGGCUGAUCUUCUACCGCAAAGGCGUCCGUUCUGUGGACAAGAAGACUGGCAAAGAGAUUCCUUACAACUUGGAGGAAAAAAUCAACUUUGCUGUCUUCCCCUCUUUGCAAGGGGGCCCACAUAACCAUGCCAUUGCUGCUGUGGCUGUGGCACUGAAACAGGCCAGCUCACCCAUGUUCCAGGAGUAUUGCCAACAAGUAUUGAAGAAUGCCAAAGCCAUGGCAGAGGCAUUGCUGCAGAGAGGAUACACCUUGGUUUCUGGUGGUACUGAUAACCACCUGGUGCUUGUGGACCUGCGGCCAAAAGGCAUUGAUGGAGCCCGGGCUGAGCGGGUGCUGGAACUGGUGUCCAUCACAGCCAACAAGAACACCUGUCCUGGGGACAAGAGUGCUUUGGCACCUGGUGGCUUGCGCCUUGGAGCACCUGCACUUACAUCCCGGCAGUUCCGGGAAGCUGAUUUUCAGAAAGUUGUGGAGUUCAUUGAUGAAGGCAUCAAGAUUGGACUGGAUGUCAAAAAGAAAACCUCCAAGCUCCAAGAUUUCAAAUCCUUCUUGCUGGCUGACCCAGAGACAAAGCAGAAACUGUCUGACCUCCGGCAACGUGUGGAGACCUUUGCCCGUGCCUUCCCCAUGCCUGGCUUUGAUGAACGUUGAGAGCCCUGCCCUAUCAGAGACUGGCUCAUCAUUACAUUCAGAUGGAUGGAGCUUGCAAGAGGCUGGGUGCCAGGAGACCCUGCAGCCCUAUCUCUUAGGGCUAGCCAAGUGGGAACCCUCCCACCCCCAAAGGCACUCUCCUUGGCUACUUUCCUCUUCCCCCAUGACCAUUUUAUAGUGACUCAAACAAUUGACCUCCUUUUGUUUAUAGUGGGACUAGUCUCUGACUCACGAUACACAUGUAAUAUUUGGCUGGAUCAUUAUGCAAAAUGGAUUGUAAAAAUUAAACAACUUCACCUCUU